UCGACGGACGCAUGCUGCCAUCUCCAUUUUCAUAAAGUCAAGGCGCCGCGACAGGACCACUCAUCCGCAGUUGUCAGUAGCCGUGCGCUAUAGCAGCGAGAGCUCUACAUGCGAAGAAGUGGACAUUAAACUGGACUAUUUAUUUUUAUUUAUCUUUUUCUACCCACUGAAAGCUUGAUUUUUAAUUGCACAUUUUGCAUUACGAACUGAUUUUAAACUAAAAAAUGGAGAAUCAAGAAAGCGAGUAUCUCCCGGAGCUUCUCGCGGAGAAGGACAGUAUGGAUGUCUCGUUUACGCACGCUAUGAAACUUUUAUCUACAGAAAUCGAGAGAAUCCAGAAAGGUGAACCCAAGAAGGAAGGGGGAGACUCGUAUCUGGACCUUUUCACCGUCAAGAAUAUCAAACUGAAGGAACGCGUGCUCAUACCCGUCAAACAGUAUCCGAGGUUCAACUUUGUGGGGAAGAUUCUUGGCCCUCAGGGCAACACAAUCAAACGCCUUCAGGAAGAGACUGGGGCCAAGAUCUCUGUACUUGGCAAAGGUUCCAUGAGGGACAAAGCCAAGGAGGAGGGUCUGAGGAAAGGUGGCGACGCCAAGUACGCACACCUGUCUAUGGAGCUGCAUGUCUUCAUCGAGGUGUUUGCCCCCGUGCCCGAGGCUUACCUACGCAUGGCGCACGCCAUGGAGGAAGUCAAGAAGUUCCUGUUUCCUGAUAUGAUGGAUGACAUCUGUCAGGAACAGUUCAUGGAGAUGGGUUAUCUGAACGGAGGCCAGGAGCACGGGCCAGGGGCCCCACGAGGCCGAGGAGGACCACCGGGCCCCAGGAGCCGAGGAGGGCCUCCGGGACAACCAGGGGCACCCAGGGGUAGGGGUAUGCCCCAACGUGGAGGUACCACCAGGGGAGGUCCAGCCAGAGGCGGAGUAGCGAGGGGGGCACCAGCAGGAAGAGGAACCCCUGCCAGAGGGGCAACAGCGCCCCGAGCCAGACUCACUGCCCCUGGUGGGCCUCCAAGAACCCUUCCUCCCCCCCACCAACACGCCCCAGCACCGGAACAAUAUGAGGAAUAUACAGACCCUCGGUUUCAUCAGCUGUCCGGCUGGCUGGUCUCAGACGAUCCCUCAGGGGAAGAAGCCGGAUGUGGAGGUCCUGGCCUGGAGAGGUUACACGUGGGUCUGCGGUUAGAGCCAGAGUACUACGACUACGGACAUGGAGAAACACAGGAAGCAUACGAACCCUAUGCCCAGGACGACUGGAACGGGACCCAGAGAGUGGCGCCGGGGGGAAAGGCCCCCACUGCCAGAGCGACUAAGGGCCCUUACCGAGAACACCCCUAUAGACAAUACUAAACUCAUCACCGUGCCAACGCCUAGCGACCAACGCUACCGCCGUUAACGCGUUGCACCCGACAACCAACCAUCAACCUGUCGACCACGGCAGCUCUUGCUCUAAGCAACCCUCGACAAAAGUAAUUGUCCGUUUUUUGUUUUUUUGGUUUGGAAUUUUCUACACUGGACUUUUAUGAGCUGAAAAUCAGGAUCAUAACUGAUCGAAGCUGAUUUGAUAUUUAAUUCAGACAGUAAAACGUUUUUUUGUUUUUUUUGAUGGGGGUUGACGUUUUAGUUCUGUUUCUCUCUCUGACCCUCUUGUCUCCCUCUUGGCUUUUCUUUUGCACUGUUGACCUUUUUUAAGGGUUUUUUUUAUUUUUAAUGUUUGGAUUUAAACUCACUUCUAGUGGAGUUAGAUGACUUAUCCACUUGUUGUCGUCUUUUAAAGGGACAUUUCAAAAACGCUCUACUUCAUAUUCAUUAUCUCCAGUUCAACAUCAACAUAUGCGAACAUGGUACGUUUCUACGUUUUUGUAGUUUAAAAAAAUAGAACUGUUUCCGAUGACGACGUCGGUGUGCAACUAAUUGGUUGAUGUUAUUGGAAGCAGUUAUCUUCUUAUUUUCACAAGUAUUGAUGUUGGUUCUGGAGAUGAUGAAUAUGAAGUAGAACCAUUCAUUAUUUUGUUUAAAAAACUAUUACUUUGAGAGACAGUUGCAGAUUCCCAUUGAGGCUACAUUUCAAAGAUUUUUAUUUUUGUUAUUUUUUUAAAUAUAGCCAAGUAAAAGAAAUGUAAACACUGUUUUCAAUUAUGUAAUAUAGACCAAACAUAAAAACGCCAAGUCAAAGGAAACAGGAAAAACAAAACAAAUGUUAAUGGAAUUUGAUUUAGUAAUCCCAUUUGUUUUAAAUAGUUUUUAAUUAAAAGUUGUCAAUGUAGACUUUUUUUAUAUAAUUAAAUUUUGUCAUUGUACAUUUAGAGUUUUUAAAUAUAGGCCUGAUAUACCCUGUUGAGAUGGACUGUCCUCACAUACUACUUUUUUAUUUUUUAUUAAAGUUGGUUCAACUUUAAAGUUCAUUUUUAUUAUGUCUCUACAGUCAAUGUCUUUUUUUAUAAGUAGAAUACGGCCUUAGAUCGGCCUCAUGUCAUGAUAAAUAAUAUCACGUGUCAGUACAGGAUCUGAUUGGUUGAAUCUGAUUCUAUAAAACUGCAUGUAAAAAAAAUCUCCACAUGAAAGGGGGAUCCUGCAGCUUUUCAAUCUGAGCUCAUGUACAUACUUUAAAGCGUCCAAAUUGCACAUCCACUAUUCUGCCACUGGUAUAUGCAUUAAAAUGCAUUAUGCUCUAUGUGUUUGCCUAAAUAGGUAACUACUAAAUCUGUCCAAAAGAUGUUUUUUGCAGCAAUUUGUCAAUAAAGACUAGUUUGUUUUUCUAUGAAA
Molecule: messenger RNA, 2762 nt
Organism: Oncorhynchus masou masou (cherry salmon)
Lineage: Eukaryota; Metazoa; Chordata; Actinopteri; Salmoniformes; Salmonidae
Gene: khdrbs1b
Product: KH domain containing, RNA binding, signal transduction associated 1b
Exons: 9
Coding region: 225-1346 (373 amino acids)
Biological process (GO): regulation of alternative mRNA splicing, via spliceosome
Cellular component (GO): nucleus
Molecular function (GO): mRNA binding; poly(A) binding
Source: RefSeq, a predicted model, not a curated record